AUGAUAUUCAAAAGCUUGGUCACUGGGAAUUCGCAUUUAGAAAUGGCGCCAGCUGUCGAGCCUGUAGACGAAAUGAAAAGCUUGACCAUAAGCGGGAAGAAGAAGAAGAAAAUUGCUGGACGAUGUGAUAUGGAACUUGGUGAUGUGACCCCACAUAAUGUCAAGCAGCUGAAAACACUGAAUUCCUGUAUUCUUCCCGUUCCCUACAAUGCAAAAUUCUACGCGAAUGUGGUGGCUGAUGGUGAAAUGUCGAAGCUGGCUUACGUCAACGACAUCGUGGUUGGAGCCGUCUGUUGCCGUAUAGAUGAGUUCGAAGGGAAGCGAUCGCUGUAUAUAAUGACCCUGGGCACUUUGGCACCGUAUCGGCAGCUGGGUGUUGGGAAUAUGCUACUCAAUUAUGUAUUCUCAUUGACUGCCAAGGAUCCAACCAUAGAGAAUAUCUUCCUGCACGUACAAACCAGCAACGAAACGGCACUGAAUUUCUACAAAAAUCGCGGGUUCGAACAGGUUGGCAUAGAAGAGAAUUACUACAAGCAUGUUGAGCCGAAGGAUGCAUACACGAUGGUGAAAAGAAUCAAAACGGUCAAACCGUAG
Cylicocyclus nassatus is the source of this 594-nucleotide messenger RNA. Lineage: Eukaryota; Metazoa; Nematoda; Chromadorea; Rhabditida; Strongylidae. The record is from the annotation of a GenBank genome assembly.